AUGUAUCCAUUUUCUCUGCGAGCAUGGCCUUUAUGGCUUGUGGUCUGGGCCGUAAAGGCAGCUCUCCCAGACUUGGAACCAGACCCAUCAUAUGCGCGAGCAUGUCCGGAUUAUAAGAGAUACUCUACGUUCCAACAUCGACCCUUCUCAGAAGGGCCAAUGGAGCUACCCUUCCAACGGCCGUCGAUACAUUGCCGGACGUUUACAUCCGCUUCUGUGGAGAAGGUUAUUGAAUAUAUGACAGAGAAGAUGGUAGACAAGGAUUUGGCACGAUUGUUCGAGAACGCCUUUCCAAACACCUUGGAUACGACUGUUCGAUGGCAUGUGGAUGGGGAAGCGACACACACAGAACUCAAGACAAGAAGCUCUGUUGAUGGAAAAUGGGGAGGCGCACAAUCUUUUGUUGUUACGGGAGACAUCAAUGCUGAAUGGCUACGAGAUUCAACAAAUCAACUGCUCCAGUAUCAGCCAUUGGCGAAGAAGGACAAGAAGAUUUUCAAAUUAAUAUUGGGAGCGAUCAAUACCCAGGCGGAAUAUGUUAUCGAGUCGCCAUACUGCAACGCAUUUCAGCCACCCGCACCUUCGAAAUUGUCAGCUACACAAAAUGGCCAAGACGAUGUCGUUCAUCCAGCAUAUGAGCCUUCUUUUGUAUUCGAAUGUAAGUACGAGCUAGACUCACUUGCGCAUUUUCUCGCUCUAGGCAACACGUUCUACAAUCAUACUGGCUCCUUCGAGUUUCUCACCCCACGCUGGUAUAAAGCAUUGGAUACACUUCUCGAGGUACUCGACCAACAAUCUCAAUCUACCUUCGACUCCGAGACUGGGAGAUUUGAGCGCAAUGCCUACACUUUCAGGCGACGGACCGACCAAGGAACUGAGACGCUCCCACUAUCCGGAGUUGGAAACCCUCUGAACUAUGGCACCGGCCUGAUUCGCAGUGCAUUCAGACCCAGUGACGACGCUACUAUCCUGGGCUUUUACAUUCCCGCCAACGCUCAAAUGGCUGUCGAACUCAAGAAGACUGCCGAUAUUCUUACUGCCGCAAAGAAUGUUGGCACAUCGCAGUUGCUGAAGAAGCGUGCACAGAGUAUUACAGAUGGGAUCUGGCAGCAUGGAGUUGUAGCGCACAAGAACUACGGCCGAGUAUUCGCUUAUGAAGUCGACGGUUACGGCUCACAGAUCCUAAUGGAUGAUGCAAACGUGCCGUCGUUGCUAGCCCUGCCCAUCAUGGGCUUUCUCGAUCGCACUGACCCAGUAUAUCAAAACACACGGAAAAUGCUGCUCAACAAAGCAGGAAAUCCGUAUUAUCUCGAAGGAAGAGCGUUUCAAGGUAUUGGAGGUCCGCAUAUCGGUCUCGAACACGCCUGGCCCAUGAGUUUACUCUUGCAAGCCAUGACAUCGGAUGAUGACAAGGAGAUUAUGGGGUGUGUGAAUAUGGUGCUUGCUGCUAGUGGGCUAGGACUGGUUCAUGAGUCGAUUAAUGUGAACCAGGUUCAUGAUUAUACCAGGAGUUGGUUCGCUUGGGCAAACAGUGUCUUUGCUCAAACCAUCUUGGAUCUCGCCAAGAGAAAGCCACAUCUAAUAUUUGGCCCUGGUGCAGAACCCUACACACUGGACUAA
Cadophora gregata is the source of this 1620-nucleotide messenger RNA. RefSeq lists its product as uncharacterized. The record is from RefSeq and is a predicted model, not a curated record. Lineage: Eukaryota; Fungi; Ascomycota; Leotiomycetes; Helotiales; Ploettnerulaceae. Gene Ontology annotation, biological process: carbohydrate metabolic process. The transcript is spliced from 4 exons. Bases 1 to 1620 code for a protein of 539 amino acids.